Messenger RNA from Anastrepha obliqua, 2770 nucleotides. RefSeq names its product neuropeptide CCHamide-2 receptor (gene CCHa2-R). NCBI's taxonomy places the organism in Eukaryota, Metazoa, Arthropoda, Insecta, Diptera, Tephritidae. Gene Ontology annotation, cellular component: membrane. The transcript is spliced from 7 exons. Gene Ontology annotation, molecular function: G protein-coupled peptide receptor activity. Bases 283 to 1773 code for a protein of 496 amino acids. The record is from RefSeq and is a predicted model, not a curated record. Gene Ontology annotation, biological process: G protein-coupled receptor signaling pathway.
CGAAAGAAAAACGUCUUCAAAAUGUAUGAUGAUACGCGUCGCAGAAGAGCAUAAAAAAAUCUACUCAACAUUUGAAGAACGCGUAAGCAUUCAUCACUCAGGAGCAAGUCAUUCGUCAAAGCAGCAGCAGCAGUGGCAGCAGUAGCAGAGGCCAAAGGCGUUAACCGCUAAGUAACUAAAAAACCCCAAACAAAAAAAAAGCGCAGAGUCACGCACCUCCUUUAGCUCGCGCAUACAUUUGUCACUUGUCUGUUACUACACCAAUCAGAACACUGCUUCAGUAUGCUUAUCUCACACCGCGCACCGGCACAGCUUGACACUGACAUCCCGCUAACACCCGCUGUUGCCUCAUCCACAACGUCGCGCACAUAUUUCGUCGACCUUGCUGGCCAAGUCUUGGCCGCUGCGGUAAGCGAUAUAGCGGCAAGUACUUCGCUGCUGUCAGGCCGUAGCAGCAGUAAUGGUGACGCCAGUAAUGUUGAUGGUGAUGCGGACAUCGAUCCUGCCUCAGAUUAUGUGCCACCCGAACAACGACCCGAGACAUAUAUUAUUACUGUGCUAUUUGCGCUCAUAUUUAUUGUUGGUGUUUUAGGUAAUGGCACUUUGGUGAUAAUAUUCUUUCGGCAUCGCUCUAUGCGCAACAUUCCCAACACCUACAUUCUUUCGCUGGCCUUGGCCGAUCUGCUGGUCAUCAUUAUUUGUGUGCCAUUGGCCUGCAUCGUCUAUACACAGGAGAGUUGGGCAUUCGGCGCCGAGAUGUGCCGUAUCAGUGAAAGCUUUAAGGACAUUUCGAUUGGCGUUUCGGUGUUUACAUUGACUGCCCUGUCUGGCGAGCGCUAUUGUGCGAUAGUGAAUCCUUUACGCAAAUUGCAGACAAGACCAUUGACCGUUUUCACCGCCACCAUGAUCUGGAUGGUGGCCAUUCUGCUGGCGACGCCAUCAUUUGUUGUCUCGGACAUACAAGAGAUACAUUUGCCGCCCACCAGGCACAAUGAGAAUCUGACGAUUAUUGUUUGCACGCCAUUUGGACGUAAUCGCACAACUUUGGAGUCAUAUUCCAGAUAUACAGUGAUCAGCAAAGCCUUCAUCUACUAUCUGCUGCCACUAUCCAUCAUUGGUGCGCUCUACAUCCUUAUGGCCAAGCGUUUGCACACAAGUGCACGCGACAUGCCUGGCGAAACAUUGGGCAUGCAAAGUCGGUCACAAGCGCGAGCGCGUCGUCACGUGGCGCGAAUGGUGGUCGCUUUUGUUGUGGUAUUCUUUGUGUGCUUCUUCCCUUAUCAUUUAUUCGAGUUGUGGUUUCACUUAAAUCCUACAGCAAAAGAGGACUUUGAUGACUUCUGGCACGCCAUUCGCAUAAUUGGAUUCUGUGCAAGCUUUCUACAUUCGUGCGUCAAUCCCGUCGCAUUGUAUUGCGUCUCUGGCGUAUUCCGGCAGCAUUUUAAUCGGUACUUGUGUUGCCUCUGCAGCAAGCGACAGCCGCGCAUCCGACAACAUUCCACAGCGACGGGUGUCAUGGACACCAGCAUUAUGUCGAUGCGACGCUCUACUGUUAGCAACUACAAUCGCGCAUCGCUUCAUAUUAACAACAAUAGCAACAACACAAUAGGGCGAAGCGGAGUCAACGGUAGUGGUGUGGGAGGUGGCAAUGACGCCGGUGCUGGUGCUGGUUUCCAUCAGCAAACAUCUAUCCAGCUACAUCAUAGCGUGGCCAUACAGAAGAAUGGAUCCGGCAGCGGUGGCGGUGGUGGGAGCGGCAGUGACAAGAGGUGAGAAACGGUGGUCUUGAUGCUGCAAGCUGACGAAUUUCUCUAAACACGGACCGCACUGUACAAUAUUUGAAAAUGCACACAUACACGCACAUAUACACUAUGUAUGAAGAUACGCAUAGGCACGUGCUCAGAUAGGUUGUGCGAAGAAGUGUGGGCGAAUUAAAUAGUUUAAUGGAGAUCUCUGGCAUUUAUAAUAGCGCUUAAAUUGAAUGUUACUGUAGGAAAUUAUUAUUGUCAUUGUGCUUGCGCUUGUACUUGUAUAGAAAUUGAAUAACAAAGCGUGACUGAAAUGGAACGCAUACAAAUGAAGCGCUAGCGUAAUUAUUCAAGUAAGGCAGGUGGAAGAGGGAAUGCGGAAAUGUGCUUGCAACACGGUUUAGCCACAGUUGUUUAAGCAGAGGUACUACAAGUUUUGUGAUGAUGUUGUUAUGAGUCGGUGUGUUGACACAAAGUAGUAAAUAUGAAAGGAAAACACUUAUGUUAUUGCUGGAUAAAUGUAUAUGUAUGUAUGUAUGUAAAUUACACAAACGAUAUAUCCUCUUAUUAAUGUACAAACUUCAAGAAAUUCCAAUUCAAUUAUACGUAGAAUGUAGUUUAGGCAUUUUAUGAUAACGCAAAGAAAGAAAUAUUAAAAAAAUAAAAAAAAAUUCAAUAAAAUCAUACUAUUGCCCUACAUUUACAAAUCGCCACACAACUUUUGUCCUAUUUUUAUAUCAAUUAUAUGUAAAUUUCCACUUAGCUAACUAUUCAUGUUCUGAUAGGUGUGAAGCUAAAACUCUCUGUAUUAGAAUAGUUGGAUGUUAUUAUUGUAAAUAAGCACCACACGACGAUACGUAAGUAUGUAGGUAUUUACCACUACUAUUUUCGUAUGUUAUAUUAAAUAAAAUAUGUCUACAUGCUCACGACUGUAAGUAGUACACACGUACUUCAACUGUACAUAAAAAGCAACAAAAAAAAAAAACGAAACCACAGAAACAAUUUAUAGGAUAAUAUUUACC